GCCAUGACAUUUUUUGUGUGUAUAGUGUGUGUCAAGAGGAACGAAUUUGCUCCAGUCUCUUGUCUGUCCCGCAGAAAUUCGUAAAAUUUGCCUCCGUUUCGGACAUUUCGUCGCUGGUCCGGUGGUUCGCUAUGUAGCACAGGUGCCGUCGGUAACGCGAGUGCCAAAAUUCCGUCCAUUACGACGCGAUCUGGGACGGAAAAGUGGAGUUCUUUUUCGUUCGAUGGUGAAUUCUUUUGUUGUUGGAGUGCCACCACCAUCGGGAAUAAUAGCAAUAGCAAGAGCAGCAGCAGAAGUGGUGGAAGAAGAUUCGUGCUUCGAAGGAAGAGAGGCCAGCAGAAGAAGACGUGUCGUAGGUUGUCGUCGUCGCGUCCGGAUUUAGUGGCAGCAUAAAAGUGCUUUUGGGGGGUGGCCGGGGAACCUGGGGGUACUGCCCGUCAGGUCAUAUGUCUGAGGGUCCCGGCUGGCUGCUGGCAGUCGCUGCUUGCAGAUCCGGACAGGCCCAGUUCGGGGCUGGGCGAGGAGGGAAUUGCCAAGUCAAAACAUUGCCCCACCUCCUCCUAGCCUAGAGAGCGGUGGACAGAACAGGAACAGAAGGAAGAAGAAGCGAUCGCUGCAGGCGGAGCAAUAAGCGCGGACACGGAUCCGAAGAUGGCCACCCUAAUGGACGAGGAUCGCCGCCGCAGGCUGAUGGCGCUAGAGGAGAAGAUACGCGAUCCGAGUUAUAUCGCAAAUCUGGAUUGCCUGCUGGAUACGGUGACGGCGCUGGUUUCCGACUGCGAUCACGACAAUGUGAAGAUCAUCAAAAACAUCGAAACCUACAUCAAACGAUACAAAGAUCUGGCCCGUGAAAUCAACGACCUGCGCAUGAAACCGGACGACUUCAUCCCAAUCAAGCUGAUCGGUCGGGGUUCGUUCGGUGAGGUCCAGCUAGUGCGCCACAAAUCUUCCAAACAGGUUUACGCCAUGAAGCGCCUGUCCAAGUACGAGAUGAUAACCCGCUCGGAUACGGCCUUCUUCUGGGAGGAACGCUACAUCAUGGCCCACGCCAAUUCCGAGUGGAUUGUCCAGCUGCAUUUUGCCUUCCAGGACAGUAAGUACCUGUACAUGGUGAUGGACUACAUGCCGGGAGGAGACAUUGUCAGUUUGAUGAACAUCUACGAAAUCCCGGAGAAGUGGGCCAUUUUCUACACGAUGGAAGUGGUGUUGGCGCUGGACACUAUUCACAAUAUGGGUUUCAUCCAUCGGGAUGUUAAGCCGGACAACAUGUUGCUGGACAAGUACGGACACCUGAAGUUGGCGGACUUUGGCACGUGCAUGCGAAUGGGUCCGGACGGGUUGGUCCGCUCGUCGAACGCUGUCGGAACGCCUGAUUACAUCAGUCCGGAAGUGCUGCAAUUUCAAGGUGCUCAAGGUUAUGGGCGUGAGUGCGAUUGGUGGUCGGUUGGGAUUUUCCUGUAUGAAAUCUUGUUGGGGGAUACUCCGUUCUACUCGGACAGUUUAGUUGGAACCUAUGGCAAAAUUAUGGACCACAAAAACUCGUUGCACUUCCCGGAAGAUGCUCCCAUCAGUGAGAAUGCUAAAUCACUGAUCAAAGGCUUUCUGACCGAUCGUACACAGCGAUUAGGUCGUCACAGCGUUGACGAGAUCAAGUGUCAUCCGUUCUUCCAGAAUGAUGUUUGGACGUUUGAAAAUCUUCGUGAGUCGGUUCCACCCGUGGUACCGGAGCUUAGCAGUGAUGACGAUACUCGAAAUUUUGACGAAAUAGAAAAGAAGAAUAGUGUGGAAGCUAACUUUCCAACACCGACGACGUUUUCCGGAGACCAUCUUCCGUUUGUAGGAUUCACCUAUACGGGGGAUUAUCAGUUACUUAGUGGCAUUGCCCAGGACAAUGUGGAUAACAAGACCACAGCUUUGAAUUCAUCACAUCGCAAUCACCAUCGGCAUCGAUCCUCGAACAAUGCUGAGCUGAUGCGAAUGGAAAAUAUGCUUCAACGGGAACGAAACACCAUAGAAAUGCUGGAGAAGCAAGAACGGACACUCCGCCAGCAGAUAGAGCUAAUCACUCAGAGGGAAACCGAUAUUCAAAAUCUGGCCAAUACUUACGAGAAGGAACUCACCAUGCUGAAACACAACUUCCGGGAAUUGCAACGGAAAGCGGACAGCGAACAAGAGACACGAAGAAAGAUGGAAAACCUGCUACUGGAGACGAAGCAGCGUCUGGAGGAGGAGAAGAGCAAACGAACUCGGGAGAUGAACAACAAUCAACAGUACAAUGACAAGAUCAACAUGUUGGAGAAGCAGCUGAUGGACAUUCAAGAGAAAUACAAAAACGAAACGGAAAACAGCCAAAAGAUGAAGAAGCAGCUUGCCGAGUUGAGGUUGUCCAAGUCGGAUGUCGAGCAGAAGGCAAACGACCUGCAAUCGUUGCUGACAGGACUGCAAGCUGCCCGAGAUGCUCUACAGCAGGAAGUCGCCGAUCUACAAACGCGCUUGGCACAGGAGCGAAAUGCACGAAUUCAAAUGACCGAAUUGCAGAAAGAGCUAGAGGGAAAGAUCCAUUCCUUGGUGGGGGAUCUGGAUCGGUCGGUUACGCGGGAACAGCAAGCCAUGCUUGACAACAGGAGCCUGUCGGACAAGAUCUCGGAGCUGGAGAAGGAGAUUGCUUCGAUCGAGUGCGAACUGAAAGCUGUGCAGAGCCGGUACCAUCAGGAGGUCAAGGCACACCAGGAGACCGAGAAGUCUCGACAACUGAACAACGAAGAGGCUAACAUGCAGGAGGUUAAGGCACUUCAAACAAAGCUGAACGAGGAGAAGGUGGCUCGCCAGAAAGCGGAACAGAACUCGCAAGAGAAGGAACGCCAGAUUUCGAUGCUCUCUGUAGACUACCGACAGAUUCAGCAGCGACUGCAAAAACUCGAAGGAGAAUACCGGCAGGAAUCUGAGAAGGUUCUAGCAUUACACAGUCAGCUGGAGCAGGAGCAAAGUAAGAAGAGUAGUCUGCUGUCGGAACUCAGCCUACAGAGCUCUGAGGUAGCCCACCUUAAGGCGAAGGAGACGCAAUUGGUGAAAGAAGUUCAGCAAUUUAGGGAGACUAAGCGGAAAUACGAGGAAGAUAUUGUGAAGAUCAAAAAUGCUCAUAAUGUAGACAUUCUACAGAUGAAAGAGCUUCAAGAUCAGCUUGAAGCGGAGCAGUACUUCUCUCGUCUGUACAAAACUCAAAGCAACGAGGUGCGCGAAGAGUUGGAAGAGAAGUCCAGGCAGCUCCAGGACCUGGAGGAGGAGCGAACGUCAGUACUGCAUCAGCUCCAGCUGGCAAUUGCUCGAGCCGACUCGGAAGCGCUCGCUCGUUCGAUUGCCGAGGAAACCGUGGCUGACCUGGAGAAGGACAAGACGAUGAAGGAGUUAGAACUGAAGGAUCUAAUAACCAAGCAUCGUAACGAGCUUGCAACCAAAGAAGCGGCACUAACGUCACUUAAGGAUCUAGAAACAGAAAUGAACAAAAAGCUAAACAACAAAGCCUUCGAGCUGGAUGAUCUUACGCAGCAGAAUCGAAAGAUGCAGGACGAGCUCAGCGUGCUGAAGAGCGAACAGAGCGAAAUGGAGAAACUGCGCACAAAACUCAAGACUGAGACUAUGCUUAAGCAGCAGGCCGUCAACAAGCUGGCGGAAAUCAUGAACCGGAAGGACAACAACCUCACCGGGAAGCAGAAGAGCAAGGUCAACUCGACGGCCGAUCUGAGGAAGAAGGAGAAGGAAAACAAACGCUUACAGCAGGAACUAUCGGUGGAACGUGCCAAAUACGACGAAUUGUGUCUGAAGCACAACGAGACGAUCAGUCAAUUAUCAAGGGAAAUUGAUAUCAAAACCAAGCUUCAGAUGGAGAUCGAGUGCAAGGCGACGGAAAUCGAACAUCUGCAGAUGAAGCUGAACGAAACGGCGUCGCUUUCGUCGGCCGACAACGACACCAUGGAGGACAACCAGGACGCCAUGUUCGAGGGUUGGCUGAGCGUGCCGAACAAGCAGAACAUCAAGCGGUACGGCUGGAAGAAGCAGUUCGUGGUGGUUUCGCCCAAGCGGAUCAUCUUCUACAGCACCGAACUGGACAAGCAGAACACGAGUGAUCCGUUGCUUAUCAUAGACUUAAGCAAAGUGUUCCACGUGAGGCCUGUCACGCAAGGUGACGUCAUCCGGGCGGAUCCGAAGGAGAUUCCUCGAAUAUUCCAGCUGCUGUAUGCUGGAGAAGGGGAAGCACGGAGACCGGACGAGCAGCAACAGUUGGACGUUAGCUCAUCGAAGGCGGAUGAGAGACCGCUGACGUUGCAAUACAAAGGUCACGAGUUUCUGCAGAUUAGUUACCAUAUACCAACCACGUGUGACCUUCCGUCUUGCCAGAAAGCCCUUUGGCAUGUGUUCAAGUCCCUACCCGCCUACGAGUGCAAAAGGUGCCGCUUCAAGCUGCACAAGGAGCACGUGGACAACAACAACCCGCUGGCGCCGUGCAAGCUGCAUCAUGACCCCAACCACGCCCGCGAGAUGCUUCUGCUGGCGACGUCCAACGAGGACCAGGCCCGGUGGGUAAGUCGGCUGUCCAAGCGUAUCCAGAAGAGUGGAUACAAGGCCAACUCGACCAACAACCUCCAGCAGGGCGGCAGCACCGGUAGCAGUAGCAGUGGCAACGGGGACGGUAGCAAAAUUAGUCCAAGUCAAUCGACACGUUCCAAUUACAAGCCGUACGCUGUGAAUGUGCAACGGUCAGCUACUCUACCGGCGAACGCUUCGCUAAAACAGCAACAAUAGAGCGGAGGAGAUCUUCCAUCAGCGUAACUACUACUACUACUACUACUAUUACUACCAACUACAACUACCACUACCACUACCACUAUCACCAUCUUCCUAAUUCUCCAGACAAAUGUUUUAAACACAACGUUAAAUGGGCUAGAAUGUGUGUUUAACCAGCUGCUAUUGGUGGUAUACAUUUAACGAUCCAUUUUUUCCAAACAAGACAACCAAAUGCUCACGACAAUUGAUACUACUCCCACAUUAAACACACACAUCCGCAACUACUAGCUCAAAAGCCUUCAUCAGAGAAUGUGAACUAAAAAUCAAACCCGAAAGUCUGUGAAAAUCGUGCGUAGCGUAAGAUAUGAAAAAAUCCGUAGCAAUAGUUUGUAGCAAACAAUUGGAAGGAAACGGAAAAAAACACCAAUCAAACCAACCAAUCAACUAGGUAGCGCAGUAGAGGGAGAGAGAGGAACGAAGUCAAAGUCAUUUGUUUUUAUGUCGAGUCAGUAGCAGAGCACGCGCGCAUUUAUUAAGCAAAAAGAUGAAGAAGAAUAACGCUAAUAGGAUUUUUAUUAUACAAAAACAUAAUUUAUAACCUGUCGUCAUUUAGUUUUAGGCUGGAAACGGGGUUUUUCUGCGAACGUCGGUUCGGAAAUUUUAUGGGGUCACUUUUUUUCGGGGUUAAGUUUUAGAAAAUUAUUAGUUUUCUUCUGCUAUGUAUAAAUUGUACAGUUUGUUGUUAAAUUUAAACUGGAGAUAAAAUUUGAUUUCAGUGGAAACCUGAUGCAUUCUUGUCUUGCGAAUUUACCCUGCUAAAUAUUUCAUUAAAUGCGACAAAAUUUCUUUAAGUUUGCUUGUUUUUCACCGUGCCCGACACAGGUAGUUUUCAUGGAUAUAAUUUUGGUUACAGGAUUGGCAUUUUUGAACAUGGCGCAACGUAUCGUUUUAUCGUAACAUUUGAUGCAAUGGUUUUCAAUAGGUUUUGGACUAGAAAUUGGCAUAAUAAUGUGUGAAAUACAACUUGCCAAGCUCAGAUAAUUUGGCUGACUAAAAGCUUCUAUACCAAUGUUGAUCAUGAAGGUAUUAAACUCCCCUAUGACUAGGAAUAAUUCUUCAAUACGAAUUGGGUUGCCUAAUCCUUUCUUUUCCACUAUAACCUAUAAUCUACUUUUUCUUUACGAAAAAAGUGUUUUCAAAAAAAGUGCUUUAACAAAAUACAAGGUUGCUAAAUAUUUCGAAAUCGGUUUUUUGUUGUUUUUUUAUAGUAAAUUUAUUGUUCAUCAAUAUUUUUACUAUUGCAACAGUUAGUUGACUUUUGGAUUAAUCUGAUGAGUAUAGAAUCAUAUCCUAGUAACUCUUGUAUUAACUAUUCAUCUGAUUCGGUUUGUCUCAAGUUCACCGAAAAUCAAUGGAGCUCUGGAGCUACCAUGGAAAACAGAGGGUUAAGGACAUUCAGAGCUUUGAAUACCCAUCUACGUUGAAUUCUGGAUAGAAAUUUUUUUUUGAUAUUAAGUCAUAUCAUGAUUAUUCAGUGGCGUUUUUCUAAUCACAAAUUUACCUGUUGUACGAACAGAAAUUCUCAAAUUUUCAAGACAAAUGCGCAUCUAUCAAUUAGUGAAUUAUUUAAAUAGUUGAUUCAAUUAUUGCUCUUUUGGAUUUGAUUGUAAAUAUGUCCAAAUAUAAAUUUAUAGUAUCGUAGAACAGGUAAUAAGUGAGAUUAUAAUUCGCUUUGAGUUCAUUGGUUAUCAUGUAUCAUUUUCUAACGUUUUCUAAUGUUCUAAUGUCAAGAAUUUUUGUCACAGGAUUGGCAGUUUUGGACAUUGAGUAACAUAUGUAGGGACCUUUUGGUCGGUUUUUAUUUUAGUAUACCGUGUAUGUACCAUAUUUGACGCGAGUCCAAACUUGACGCACUUUUCAACAUUUUUACCAUUAAAACUAUAUAAUUAUUAUGAAAAAUUAUACCUAUAACUAUUUGUUUACACUAAUGUAACAUACUAAAUAUCAAAACAGGUAGUUUUUGUUUGUACACAAGCAUAAACAAAAAUAAAAGCAAAACUCCAUCCGUCAAAUGCGCCAUUUUUCGCCAAUCUUAACAUGGCUGCUAAUGAAGCAGUAAAAUAUUUCUCCUGAAUUCAACAUUUGAAUACAACAUUUUGUUAACCACGUCAAAUAUGGUGCUUUCACGGUACUAUAUAUUCUACAGUUUUAAGAAAGCUUUAUAUCGCUAUUUUAGGUGAUUUU
This is a messenger RNA of Aedes aegypti (yellow fever mosquito), 7026 nucleotides long. RefSeq names its product rho-associated protein kinase 1. Gene Ontology annotation, biological process: peptidyl-threonine phosphorylation; cortical actin cytoskeleton organization; Rho protein signal transduction. NCBI's taxonomy places the organism in Eukaryota, Metazoa, Arthropoda, Insecta, Diptera, Culicidae. Gene Ontology annotation, molecular function: Rho-dependent protein serine/threonine kinase activity; ATP binding; small GTPase binding. The record is from RefSeq and is a predicted model, not a curated record. Gene Ontology annotation, cellular component: cytoplasm; cytoskeleton.